Messenger RNA from Paramuricea clavata, 12800 nucleotides. The record is from the annotation of a GenBank genome assembly. Lineage: Eukaryota; Metazoa; Cnidaria; Anthozoa; Malacalcyonacea; Plexauridae.
CUUUCGAAUUCCAAGUUUGAAAUAUAAAACACUGCAUGCCAAAGAGGAUUUUCGGAUAUUAAAAUGCUCAAGAAAACGUCUGAAACGAGCUUCGAUGAAACGUGGAGCUUAUAGGACGAUAAGCAGGCAUAAGUCGAAAUGCUACAGCUAUAUUUCUCGCUAUAUGUGAAGCUGCAGUAGUUGAGUGGGGUAAACUCGCUGGCUGCUACAACCUCACACUGUAUGUCUAGAAUUUUAUACUUGUUAUAAAAUUUAAUAGUUAUCGCUAUAAUGCCUCUACACGACUAUACAACUGGGAAUGUGAUAGGCAAAGGGACUUACGGGGAAGUGUCUUUGGUUAAACACAAGAAAGAUCGAAAGCAGGUACGUUGUAGACAUAUUUAUCGAUGAUUCAUUCCCAUUAAACAAUAGACAAUACAGACAAUGCUAUACGUUUCAAUGACAAACGUGUGGUUUGGAUUGAGUAUCCAAUUACUUUGUAUAGAAGCUGACAGGAUUAUAUGAGUGCAUGGUUUUUUAUGCUAUUGAUACGUCCAGAACAGAGUAAUUUGUUGUAAACAGGUUGUCCCUGGAGUUACAAAAACAUUUGUGUGUCAUACACUGGUACACACAAUUAUAUCAUGUAGUGUCUACAGGCUUUGAUUUUAUAUCACAGUGUGCAAGCAUGAUAGAUUAUGGUAGAAUACAGGGAACAAGCGAUGUAUGCUAUAUAUAUAGCCCUGACUGAGGGUGUGUGGCAUAUGAGGGCUGUAUAUAGCAUACAUCCCGAUGUUCGACUUCUUUCACGAUUGAAGAGGUUUCCCAACAAUAGCCAAAUUCAUAUUAGGGACGGGAAACUCAUCUUAGAUGGGAAACUCGUCUAAUAUGAAUCCGGGGGCAGACGAGUUUCCCGUCCGAACUUUCCCGUCUAACUUACCCGUCCACACAGACGGGAAAGUUAAAAUUCGAAUUUAUUAGUCCCUAAAUUCAUAUUCAGACGGGUUUUAACAGAUGAGUUUCCCGUCCCUAAUAUGAAUUCGGCUAAUGCGUUGUCUAUUUUGUUCAAGUUGGACAAACAUUUUGCCAGAUUUUUUCUGAUUUCUUAUUUAAUUGAUAUUCAUACUGUGGUAUGCCAAGGAAAACCAUUCAAUCAUAACAUAAGGGAAUUAAAAUAGUAAAUUAGAUUUACAUACUAUUAGAUGUUUAUUGUAACUUAAGGAUUGCCAAUCAUAAUCCAAUUAAAAUGGGGGUGCUCCUUGAGCCUUAAAUCAUGGGAGAAUUUGGGUAAAUGGAACUAUAUACAGCAGUGUUCUCACUGGGAACUGUUGAAACACUGCUCUAGGCAGGGCCGGGCAAUUAGUGUUACUGGUGGUAGGAUAUUAUCUUUCAAAAUAAGAAAUGGAUUUGAUAAGGAUAUUGGCAACUAUAGUACUGAUAUCAAACAUUGGAUCAUUCCAGAAAAGAUCCAAAUUCCCCCAAGGAGGAAAUUGGCAAGGGAGAAAAAUUUGUUUCUGAUAAUACUGUAGCAAGUGUAUUAGGUCACAUCCGAAGGGGGUAGAGGCGUUUAACUUCCAUUUUCCUCUGUGGGGUACAUAUGGAUGUUUUCUGGAAUGGCCCGUUUUUAUAAGAUGUUAUUUUGUAUUACAAAAUUUAUCAAAAGGGAACUCUUUUAAUCCAAAUGAAAAAUUUAUCAGGGAACUCUUGUUGCCUAAUCCAAAUUAUUUGAUAAAGAAAUAAAGGCACUUGGCCUCCCCUUGCAUCCCCCUUUGCCGAGGCUGAGAGAGGUACAGUAUGCAUCCCCUCACACCCACAGUAAAUCCAUCUCUACUUAAAUGAACCUGUGAACAACUGAUUAAUGCCUGGGGAUCAUCUUUAUGCAGCCUGAUAAUGAGCCAGUGUAGUUUGUAAAUGCACAAUUGUGGAGAUUAGCUGGUAAGAGUAUAAACACAAUCAAAACCAAAAAGUGUUGUGCAUUUUGUGAGGCUGGAUUUCACAAAAAAUACUCCAUAUACAGAGAUCAGGCUAAGCACAUGUAUGGUGUGCAAAGCUAUUUUUUACUAUUUCAGGUGCACAAUUUCCUAGUCCGAGUGAUGAGUCAUGAUGCAUUAAUUUAAUUUAAUUAUAUCAAUGUCGUUCUCAACAAGAUGAAUUGAGAACAUAAUGACAUGCAAGUCCCAAAAUACUGCCAUGUUAUAAAAUUUAAGAUUUUACAAUUUAAAUCCAGAGUACCAAAAUCUGAGUACUUAUAUUACUGUCUAUGAUUUAUUUAAUGCAUUAAAGGGGCAUGACAUUACAUUUUUGUAGCUGUGAUGAGUGGGGGCAUUUAUUGGAUUUCUUGGGCCUCAAUUAGAGAGAGGCAUUUAUUCAGUUUUACAAUUCUUACACAAGUCCGAGGUUUCAUUUUUUGUUCAAAGGCAGUAAAUGCGAGGAAUAAUUGAGAGACAUCCUAGCUAUGGCUUUGGAUGUAACCACGAGAAUCUUUCGACCAAUUCCCUGACCGUGGUAUUUGGCAUGUAUACGCGCAGACAUGAAGAACUGACAGUCUCCCUUUCAUCCACAAUUAUAUGAUUUGCAAGCUGACAGCUUUGCCAUAACAUUAUUCUCCACUAUCAAAAUUCUGCGAUUUGUGUCCUUUAAACAGUUCAAAAACUCGAGAAUUAGUUAACCAUUGCCUCUAUGCACACCCUCUGAUAUCUCUGAAACGGCUGGUAAAUCUGUUUUAACAGCAAGAUGAUGCAAGCCAUUGUAGUAAACCAAUUGGAUGUUUGCUCGGUUGUUUGAAUAUGAACUAACUGAACAUUAUGUAUAUCUGAGUGCUGCAUGUGUUUUUAAAACAUCUUACAAUUAAGUUGUAAUUACUAAAUAAAUAUAUAAAGAAGAAUCAGAGUACCGAGUUCUUAUUGGUCGUCAUGCUCAUGUGGUGUUCCUGUACAAAGGUAGGAAAGAGUAAAUACUUCCCCUAAAAAUAUGAGCCAAAGGAGCUCUGGCAAAUAAAAGGCUACGUUUUUCUGUAGCCGUGCAGCAGCUAAUCUUCUUUGCUUACAGUAUUAUAAGGGUUACUUCAAAUUACUGAGUUCUUAUUGGUUGUUCAGCUUCAAGUAAAAGAAACAAAAUAUCGAAAAAGAAAUACCGAUAAUAUCGAUAUUUCGAUAUUUAUGUAACCUUAAGCCUGAUUUUGCCAAACGUAAAAGCCUUCUUAAAAACAGUAUUGUGAAACGGUAACUAUCUACAGUAUAUAUAAGCACAUGCAUACAAUACAAUAACAAUACAAUAAACACAUAAGGUAAGCACAUACAAUAUUCCAUAUAGCACAUAUGAUGUGGUAACUAUCUGUAACAUAUUAAGUAAGCCUGCGCGCAUACAAUCCUCUAGAACGUAAUAAAUAGUAAUACUGACAAUAUAUCAGGAGUUUUGUUAAUAUUUAUAAUAUGGCAGGCUGUAUUGUAAAAAUAGGCAUCUGAACCGAAAAUGUGCAUGGUACUGAUCCUUUACCUUUUCCAAUUUACCAUCUUCCAGCUGUUGAUUGAGCACCUGGGGUGGUGCAUGGUCAUUUUCUUGUAAAAUAUUAUACUGGGACAAAUGUUUCCUUCCAAUGACCACCCCUAAAAGCAACCCUUCUACACACUAUAAGCACUUCUGAAAGGCUAACUCUUUUCCUUUUCGGAAGUAAGAGCUAUGUCGACACUGCCGUUUCAGGGCGGGGUCAUUUUCAUGACUUUCGUCCCGGAUUCAGGUUUUGCAUGGCACAUAUGCUAUGAUGACCGCCAUGGUCAUUUUACCCUAAAACAGUUGAGAUUACCUGUCCUAAAUGAAACGCAUACAAACUCAUAUACAGUCCUGGGCUACAAAUAGAAUUAGCUAUUUUUCCUGGUUGUUUCCCAAACCUGUUUGACAUGUUUUUACAAAUAGCCACUCAUAAUAUCGGUAAAAUUUGCAAGCGACCCUAGAGCGGGUCAUUUCCGAAUUGCGGUCGCAUGCCCAUAGACCACAAUUUGAAAACGAUGCUGCGUGCUAAAUUGUAUUGUUUCUUUAGCAAAUUAGAACUAAGCUAUGCUAGAAUAUCGUGUGUAAAAACUCCGAGCGGAAGAUUGUAUACAUACAUAUAAGUCAUUACAAGAACUUGUGGUCAAUGCUCUGCAGUUCAGUUGGUUAGAGCCCUGCACUGGAAUCGCAGAGUAAUUCGAUCCUUGCUAGAGGAGCAUUGGGCCUAUAUACUGUAGUUGCCUUUUUCGAAAAAGGGGCACAAAAGCCUUGCCAUUUAUAUUGAUGCUGUUGACUGUUAAUUUAAAAAUCCGAUUUAGCCUCACCUCGCAUAACAACCGUAACAGAGAGUUUUUUACUUUUUAUGGUUUGACGGAAGAGAAUCAUGUCAAACUUAACCGACUCUCUGAUGUUAGUUGAAAGAAAACAACGGGAGAGUCAAGAAAUGGGGUGUGGUCGCGGGCGUGGCUCACACUUAACUCUCCGAAGUCUUAACUCUCCUUGUGAUAACUCUCCGUUUAGUCAUACCCGGAUAAUAUAUUUAGCAUGCAUGGUAUUUAAGUCGCCUCCAAAUAUUUCUCGCCAAACAUUAUUCGGGUAAUUUUAUGAUAAACAGAUCGAAAACUAUGCUAAAUAAAUCUUCGGAUACACGAGCAAUAUUUUUGCUGUGAUGGUUACGCAAUGGUUGAUGAAGUGUUGCGUUGUCGUCGCACAAGGUAGCUACACCUGCAAUAUUUCACUUGCAAUAUACGUCUUUAUAACGCUUUUCAUUGGGUGGUCAAGAAACGUGUCAAUCAUCAACCUUGACCUUCCUUGACCAUACCUCCCAAUUUUCGCCAAUCAUUGCCAAAAAUCAAAUGAUUUGAAAUUUCGGCAAUGAUUGCGCGAAGCUUUGCGUUGCCGUCGCAGAGCACAUUACACGUCAAGCAAUUUCUUUCUCGCGACGGCAAUGCCACGAUUUUACCACCAUUGCAUUGCCGUCGCCAGAAAAAUAUUGCCCGUGCAUGUAUCCGUAGCUUAAAGAAUGAUUGUGAUUUCCACAAAAGUUAAAGUACAUGCACGUGUCCCGAAGAUUAGCAGUAUACUCUUGCAUCAUAUUAUUUCCAUUUUUUUCAUUCUUUAGUAUGUGAUCAAGCGGGUCGACAUUCACAAUGCAUCCAAACGAGAACAGAAAGCAGCCGAACAGGAGGUACAGUAAGAUAUAAUCUUUUGGUUUGGAAAACAUCAUGUACCUCAGUACCUGUAUAUUUAUCAUUGCAAAGCUUUCGAUCCGUAUGCUUGGAUCCGUAAGCUUGGAUCGUGCUAAUUAAUUAAUUGGCACAUUUAAUUAAAUAAGUGAGCAAUGGCGUGAUCUUGUUUUAUUUAAUUUGUUGUUUUUGAGUGAAAAAGCCCGAAACGUUUCCAAAACGAAACACACCGUUUCAAUUUGUUUUGUUAACCUUACUGUGCAUCUAUCUUGUUUUAUUAGUUGAUGGGACGCUUAUGCAGCUAUAUGUAGGUUUCGGCCUUAAACUAUCCAUUAGUUAUCCGAGCUUUCCGUCCACUUUAGCCCUUAAUAUCCAAACAUUUAUCCCUAAAUAUCCUCUACGCACGCCAGCACAGAAUAAACACUUACAAGUACAAAUGAAGGAGAUAGAAAUGAGUCUUGAGAUAAAAAUCUGAGAUAACCAAUUUCUUGGUUAAUUGUUUUAACCAAUUUGUGUUUACAGUUAUAUUAGAUUAUCAAUAUGAUUGUAAACUUUCUUUUGAAGGCUAAACUACUGUCUCAAGUAAGACAUCCCAAUAUUGUUUCGUAUAAGGAAUCUUUCCAAGGUGACGAUGGAUUUUUGUAUAUUGUCAUGGCAUUCUGUGAAGGUGGUGAUAUGUACUCCAGACUAAAAGAUCAGAAAGGAACUUAUUUGGAGGAAAGGCAGAUUGUGGAAUGGUUUGUCCAGAUUGCCAUGGCACUUCAGGUACGGUACAGUACUGAAGCCAUUAAUUAUUAAAAUAAUUAAUGUUUUUAUGGAGGGUAUUUCGCAAUGAAAUUAACUAGCAAAAUAUUUUUCCUUUCCGCAAAUCUGAGAAAAUAUUAUAAUAUUUUCUCAGAUUUGCGGAAGGGAAAAAUAAAACGUGCUGAGUGAUAUGUUGUGUCUGAUGUGUGGUUUCAUGUUCAGGUUAUUGUGCGCUUCAGGUCGUGAAUAUUUCCAAACGCCACUUUUUAUGUUGCAUCAACCUGUCCUGCAUUGCCAUGCAUGCAACAUGCAAUUUAAACCUCCGCGUGAUAUAUGAUAUCAACCUCAUGCAUCAACCUCGUCUAAAAAUAUCUAUAGAAAGUGCACAUGUAUAAAAAAACGGCGAAUUAUCCAAGAUUCAAAAUCAAAACAGAUUUUUUAAGUAUAGACCCGAAUACGUUCUUCCAAACGUUGCGCUGUUUGGUGGUUGUGGCGUUGUACUUAUACAGAGUGUUUACUUUUUUGUUGAUGUAACUCUGAGGGUCUCCACACCGGGCAAACUGAAUAAAAUGUAUUUCAUGUUACUUCAAUAUUACAGUACCACUAACAUUAAUUUGUCGUGAUGUUUAGUAUCUACAUGAUCGACAUAUUCUCCAUCGUGACUUGAAGACGCAGAAUAUAUUCUUGACCAAAAGUAAAAUCAUUAAGGUAAGGCCAAAAAUGGAUGCGUUGUUUAGUAUAUGCAUCACUUCGCAUUUUAUAACUGUUACAUUCGAAUGAAUUAGUAUAUGUAGGCUGUAUUAUUAAUACGUAUUUAAUAGGAUGCAUGGUUUCGAGUGCAAUUUGGAUAAAACAUGCACCAGUUUUUCAAAGACCCCAAAUAGUACUCGUCCUUCGGAUGCUAUAUUAAUGCUCUUUGAAACAUGCAUGUUUUAUCCAAAUUGCACUCGAAACCAUAUUACAUAAUACAUAUACUUAAAUCUUUCACCACAUACUGUAUAACAUCAUGCGAAACAAACGGACGUGGUCAUGUGGUGUUUUCUACCAAGACAAAACAAUCAUAAUGAUCACCAUGGCUGUUCUGCCAUAAUAAUAUUUGAAUGGUUAUGCAGUACUGAACCAUGCAUGCAGUGUUCAACAGCUGAAAAACCUGCUACAACUUCUCUGCUGCUAAUUUGCUAUAUUGCUACUUUUGUGAAAAUUAGUCUUAAAAGUUUAAUGUACAAAAUAUAAAUUUUGUUAGGUUGGAGAUCUUGGUAUAGCUAGAGUGCUGGAGAAUGCUUCAGAUAUGGCAACUACGUUGAUCGGAACACCAUAUUACAUGUCUCCUGAGUUGUUUUCUAAUAAACCAUACAGUUAUAAGGUAUAUUAUACAGGUUAUUGCAUGUAUAUAUUGUUUUGCAAGCUGUUGUAAGUUGCAAGUCAAACUAGUAGUACUGCAUGUAGUUGACCUGCACCACAUGUAAUUAACAAGAACUAAUUUGCAAUUACUGUAGUGCGCCAUCGUGGCUGCCGACAAAAUUUCUACGUUGCUUAUAAUAAAUUUAAUUUUUUUAAUACUUUUAACCCAAGUUUUACUGCUGAAAGUUCAUAUAGCACUUCCUAAGAACACAAUCUUGAAGGAUUAUAUUGGAUUAUCAGUGGGUGGAUCGUUCUCAGAAAGAUAACUUAUUUUGUCAGUGAAUUCGCUUGUUUUUCAGGGCGCGAAAUAACGGCCGGUCAACGGACAAUGUCCGGCCAGAAUGCGGAAUUGUCCGCUCAAAUUCUUACCUUGCCGGUCAUUUUGACCGAUCACUUUCGGUAAAAAAAAACAAACAACCGAUCUUCAUUUGAAUUAAUAAUCAAAACAAAGUUGUCAAGCAUUAUAAUUAAGAACCAUAACAUGUUGUCCAAUAUCUAGCGGGAAAAGAACUUCAAUGUACGCCAGCUUUCCCACGCAGUACGUCACAAAGCCCAUGGCCAUGCUUUUGGCUUAAGAGUUAAUUAAGGCCAUUGUUUUAGCGCAGUGCAAGUUGUUUUAUGUGAAGGACUUUUUAAUUACUGAUUACAGUAAAGCUCAGUUUUUGUAAUGCUAUACUGGGAAAAUAGUCACAUUUUUAGGGGUAUACUUUACUAUGCUUUAAGCUGAAUAAUUUGACUGGCCAGAAAUUCGGUAUGUCCGAGCUAAAAUUGAAUUGGUCGGUCACCCUGACCGGCGAUCCUCCAGCCGUUAUUUCGCGCCCUGUUUUUAUAUUCCGCUCUUGCACGAAUAACAUCAAAACCUCUGUAUUUGGUCCCAGCCUGUUACUGUCAAACACCAUGUCUCUCGCACCCAAGAUCGACGAAGUAAGCUAUUGCAUCACGAAAAAUAAACCUGACAUAGCUUGUUUACCGAAACAUGGCUUUACGACGCCAUUAGUGAAGAUUUCCUUCAUAUUCCUGGUUAUAUAACCUUAUUUGUAAAAAUCGAACAACUGUUGCCGUUGGUGUGGACAACAAACCUUAUCGUAUAAAAAAUGCUUCCUUCCACGUCCUUAGAGUUGCCAGUUUAAUUUACAAGUUUCACACCGCUUUUUUAUAUCUGUUUAUAUUCAAGAUAAUGUAGAAAUUUAAUUGCUGACGUGACGACGGCGCCAUUUUUUUACAAGAUUCCGCCGGCCCUCGCCAGAUCGUGACCUUCACAUGACGCAACGAGGGCCUGCGGAGGAGGCAGUGGCCAUAGUAGCAGCGGCAAGGGGCCGCCAACGUCGGGGUCCUUAGUUCCAGCCCUAGGGCUCAAAAAGCAUUCAAGGACCUUACUGUAUGUAUCUCAUUUUAUAGUCCGAUGUUUGGGCUUUAGGAUGUUGUCUCUACGAGAUGUGCACUUUAAAACAUGCAUUCAACGCAAAGGAUAUGAAUUCACUAGUUUAUAAAAUCCUCAAAGGAAAGGUUAGUGUGUUUUUAUAAAUUGUAUAUAGUUUGGAGUGGUUUAUACUUUAGCACUUGAACGGUCGUCAAGAUAGUUUGGAGAGGCUUAGCACUUGAACGGGUUUAGCACUUGAAUGGUCGUCGAGAUAGUUUGAAGGGGGUUAGCACUUGAAUGGUCGUCAAGAGAGGUUUGUGAAACCACGUGGUGAAGAGUUGAGCCAGUUGAGAUUGACUAAAUUCAAAAUUUUUAUUUUUCGAUACGUUUCUUAAUCGGGAACCAAACUUAAAAAGUAUGCUUAGUGCUUUAUCUGUAAAAUAAUGCUAAAAUGAAGCGAUUUUAGUUGGUACGCCAAAGAGAAAAUGAUGGCUGAAGUUCAGUAAGUUUUGCUUAUAUGGCUGUAAAUAUAUGGCGUCAAUUUUAAAGCAUCAUUGAUAAUUGUAUUUUAAUUGACAAUUUUUAACUAUUAUUUUAUGUUUCUCAACCGGCAGAUGCAUUUAAAAAGGUUACUUGGUAACUCUACCUGUAUAAACUAGAAGAUAAAGCUAAAGCAAAGUAAUUUUGAGAGGAACGCCAAAACGAUUUUAGAUUUUGAACACUUUUCAUUGCAAAUACGUGACAUUGAAAAAAAUAGCCUCUUAAUUAGUUUAAGUAUUAAAAAUAUGUGUGCUAUCCUAAUUGCUUGGAGUAAUUUCAUUCUGUUUUUAUUUAUCUUAAUGCUCUUAAAGACGAAUAACUUGCUGUUUUGUCGUUUUUGAGCCGCCAUCUUGUUUUUUUUUGCUGGCAUGAUAUGAGCUAAUACCCUGCUAGUACAGAGCCAAUCAGAUUGCAGAAUAGCUUAUACCCGGUAGUUGUCUAUGUAAUAUAUAAAAAUACAGUAACCUUACGAUUACUAUUUAACCCUCCUGUCAAGGGGCCUUAUUCGCCCUAAAGUCGUUUUUUAUCAUUUUCAUGCUGACGAAUAUCAAAUCCACUGUUUAUAUAUAUAAUUAUAUCUACAUCGGCAUCGCGGUAAAGCCUUCAGCACGAUGUGGUCGUCUUAUCCCACUGAUGCUCACCUCGCAUGGACAGCAAAAACCCAGUGAGCUCUAUAUAUAUCUGGAGCAAGAACUUCAGUCAUUCGGCGUAUAAGAUGGCGGAAUUGAUGUCCAAUGAAGGUUAUAAAUAGUUUUAAUACCAUUUCCACCAACUAAUUUCAGGGUUUUUUCUUACGGACCGUAUCAAUAAUCAAGUUAUCAGUUGAUAGAACUUAAAUCGAAGUCAAAAUACAAGAUUUCGGCACACUUCUUGCAGACCGCGCAGAGAAAACGAUAGAAAGGAACUGAAACUGUCGUCCAAACCCCCAUCUUUGCCUUUGGCUUCACUUUUUAGACUUGAGUUCUCGCUCCAGAUAUAUAUGGAGCUCACUGCAAAAACCUUCAUCCAUAAUUGUGAGUAUAUAAUUCAAUAUCGCCAAUUCCUUGCAUUAGCUUCCGACUAUGCCAAAGAUUUACAGUUAUGAUCUUUGCGAUAUUAUUCGCUCAAUGUUGGGCCAAGAUCCAGAGAAAAGACCGAGUGUGGCCAGAUUACUGAGACAUUCGUUUAUUAAGAAGCAAAUCGCUCUGUUUCUCGAGGGAACCAAGAAUAGGUAAGUUGAUAUCAUUGGUUAGUUACCUAAGACGGGUUCUAUGAUAUAGAUGAACAUAAAUUACUUGUUUUAUCAGGCAAAAGAAAAAUUUGAAAGCGAAAGAAGCACAGGCCAACACGUCCAAGUCAUCUAAAGCAUCCGAUUCCGGUUACAGUGGUAUGGAUUCUCGCGAGGAUCCUAAGACAAGCGACUCAGCGCGAUCUAAGGUAACCGGUAACGAAGAAAGUAGACAGCCGGAACGCAAUAAUCGUGAUAUGAACUCAAAUGAUCAAGUGGUUAAACAGGAAAACGAGAGUCAGUUUUCGGCAAGGAAUAAAGCAUCGAAAGUUGCGUCUUACGAGGAACGCGAAGCGAAGGAGGUAAAAAAGAACUUAAAAAGUGAACAAAAGUCUCAUGAUGGACGCAAGUCUCAAGAAGGAAGGAAAGCUGAAGAUGACGGUCGCGCUGAGUCGUCUGAUCGCCAGGUAUAGGAAUACUAUCGAUAAUAUAUAUAGAGAGAGGGUUUCCAAAAUUCUGACAAUAGAAAUACUAGGAAGGACCCUAAAAAUAAUCUGGAAACCGUUUUGUUGCAUGAACAUAGUAUGAUAUUUAGUUAACGAUGGUGCUUGUUUAUCAGGGUUCGUACGGGUCCCGGAAAACCUGGAAAGUCAUGGAAUUUCAAUAUUCCAAAAUCCAGGCCUGGAAAUCCUGGAAAUCAAUUUUAGUCAUGGAAAGUCAUGGAAAAUUGAAAUUUUACAUAACAGCAACAAAAUGUUUUACUUAUUUCAAUUUACCAGUCAUAACAAUAAUAUGAACGGAUUUUUGCAAGAGCGAAGUAACGGAUUUUUGCAAGAGCGAAGUGAAUUUUGUUCUUUUAUUACAUCUGUUAUCGUUAAAAUAUUAACGAAUUUCAGAAAUUCCAGACUUCCAGGUCAUGGAUUUUGAAAAAAUUUCUUGGGAAGUCAUGGAAAAGUCAUGGAAUUUUAAAUGGAAGAAGGUGUACGAACCCUGUUUUUUCUAUUGUAUGAAAAAACGCCGACACGUUAUUUAAAGUGAUUGUGUUAAUGUGUAUCGAAUAAUUACAUGGUAUGCGAUGGCGAUGAUUACCCCAUUUGAGCGCCAACGCUCUCCACCUUACAAGAAUAAAAUAGAUUGUCUGGUGUUAGACAAACCAAAGUAUAGAAAUGUUUCGAAUCUCCCGGCGAUCCUGUAGAAGCGCUUGUGACUAAUAUUUUGUGAAUUUCUUUUCUCUAAACAGUCCUCCAGAUCUCGCCCACUGCCUCCGAAACCUCCAAGCCGAAAUAUUGUGGAUGCCAGUAACAACCCUGACACGAAAGUCUCUCGUGAACGAAGGCGGUAUAAAGUCUCUAAACAAACUGAAGAGAAAGGAAGCCUUGCUGAAUCACCGGCAAACUCGAAGGAAAGGUAGGUGAACACUGCAUGUGUGUGUGUGUCUUUCAAAUAUAAUCUUCCUGCAGCCAUAUGUGAGGAAAACGCUUCCAAUUUGAGUCCAAUACAUACCAAAGAUUUUGUUUUGUCCAGGUUUUCUUCUGUAUAGUGAGACAACAAUAUUUUCGCUGUACUCUGCAAUGUCAGGAUACAUAUGCAGUUGUUCACCGUUUAAACAUAAAAUACCGCUGCUAUAUACUCAUGUUUUAGUGUUAAUAUAUAUCCUAUAAACAUUAAUCUAAGCAUUUGACAACUUGUUUCAAAAUUUAGAAGUCCGAUAUAGUUCAUCAAUUUAAAAAAAUAUAUAGUCUUGUCAAGCCCAUGCAUGUGAUGGCAAAAGAGAAAACUUAAAAUACAGAACAUCAUUUAUGACAUAUCGAGCAAUCAUCUGAACUUAUAUAGUUAUAUCAUUUUAAUUCUUUUGCUAUUCUUCACAGAAUAAUUUAGCAUUGUCCGAAUAGCACUGUCCGAAAACUGGGCAACAUAUACUGUAUAUUUCGAAAAUAAACUCGCAAAGGCAAAGCUGAGGAAGUGUUCGACAAAAAGCGAAUUUUAAUGAUAAAACCUUUUAUUUUAGUGUCGGACAUGAGGAACUGAAGCCUAAGGUGAGCACUCUAUUAAAACUAAAUAAUAGGAUGCGCAUGCAGACAAUUAUAUGUUUUGAAAAGAUUCUGCAGGAAGUUAUUUCAAAUUAAAUUGGUCUUUUUUAUGUAUACGUACUAAGGUUUCAAGUGGGAACCCAACAUCUGCCAGGGAACGUCGACGACAGCGCGAAAGAGAAAGUAUGGGCAAAGCACAAUCAAUUUUACCAUCAAGUUUGAGUUCUGAGAAAAUUUCGAGUUCACCAAUAUCCAGUGACACUAAAGGUUUGUUAUACUGCUACUGUACGUGAUCUGGUGAUAUCGAGACUGAGAGUUUUGUGUCAAAUACAAAUUAAUUUGAGGAUGUUACCAUUGAAUAUUUUGCAAAU